Molecule: messenger RNA, 6148 nt
Organism: Salvelinus sp. IW2-2015
Lineage: Eukaryota; Metazoa; Chordata; Actinopteri; Salmoniformes; Salmonidae
Product: histone-lysine N-methyltransferase PRDM16-like
Molecular function (GO): protein binding; histone H3K9 methyltransferase activity
Source: RefSeq, a predicted model, not a curated record
UUGGUGUUCAAUCAAGGCUUAAUCAUGCAACUCGUUUCUUUUCUAGGACUAUGUUUUCAAAUAGUAUGCUAUACAUCCAUUUUUACGUAGUUUUUUUUAAUGAACAUAGCAUUCCUGAUUUGGUUUUACGUGUAGGCCUGUGAAUUAAAAUCUAUCUACAUGUUGCGUCGAAGUAGUUGCAAGUAAUAAUAAUAACAUUCAUCCUUACAAUAUAAUAAUCAUAAUUAAUUAUGAUAACAAUGAUACAGCAAUGUGGUUUAUAAUAAUUGUCAAUUAACUGCAUGCAAUAGGAGCAAUAAUGAAAUUAAGUUCAAACGCGAAUAAUUGAUUAUGCCGAAUAACGAUGCUUUUUGUUGUCAGAGAGGUCGAUACUUUCCUGAUAUUUUCUUGACUAGAUGGGUUGUUUUCUUCACUGCUUCAACUGAACAGUAAUCAUACCUAGCCUACAUGUGGAUUAGUACAGGACUAUAGCAAUAUUCGCCUUUCUUUCGUUCAACAUCCAUAUAGUUCACUGUAAAUAUUGUAUUAAUUCAUACAUACGGUAGACUACAGACUUACACAUUUCAAUUGCUUAGCUGCGUUAUGGGCUGCAGAAUAGGCUAUAGAGCAUAUAACCAAACCUCCAACUAAAAUCGACCGCACACCUAACAUUGCCUGUUGAUAUGCAUGCAACGAGCAACAGACGCCUGCUGUCAUACACACGGCAUAUCUGAAUGUCAUACAAUGCAACUUAAAACAAGUGGAAGGCAAAAUCAUACUUAACGUUGAAACUCCUCGCUGGGUUUACCUGGAGUCCUUGUGACACAAUGGCGCUACAUGUUUUCAUUCAUUACUUUUUAGUAGCUAAGUACGACAUCUGCUCCAUAGUGCACGGAGAGGAUAGGUGUACAGAAAUAAAGAAUCGUUUAAAUAAAAAAUACAUUGACUUAAUAUGUUUCCUUUAGAAGUACAAUUCAUUGAAACCAGCCCGCUCAAGUCCCUCGUCUCGUCUAUUGAAAUUCGGCGGCUGCAUGUUUCGUGUGGUUUGCUCCGGGGGCAAAGCAUUCAACAUUUUAAUUACYGAGAGCUAUAUCAUAAAUUCACUGCUAAUCUACACCUGUUGUUUACGAUGCAUGGACUCCAACGUAUGCAUUUAAAUUAGUGGAGGCAAAAAUAACCUAUUGCAUAACGUGAAAUUUGAGUAGCCUACAUUGAACACAAUGACAGAUGACACGUCAAUGGCGUUAUUUGUAAAUAUAGUCUAAACAUAUAUUUGAGAUAGCCUAUCUGUAAUAGAAUAGGGCCUAUCUUUCUCGUAAUUCAUUAUUAUAGCAUUACUAAUAAUGAGAAGAACAACGGUAACAUUAAAGCCAUCAUAUUCAUUAUCAUAGCCUAUUAAUAAAAUAGGCUGAUAAUAAUAGCCAGUAAUAACAAUAGUACGCUAUUUCUUUUUUUCCCUUAUUGUUUUUACUUUACCAUCAAUUAGAUUUUUGAUGUGAUAAUUUUGAAUGAUCAGUAGUGAUAUUUGAUAACAAUCACCUUGCAGUUGAGGGAUGCGACCUUGACCCCAUCACAUAGGCUAUCAUGCUGUGUCCAUUGCUAGUCCGGGUACCACGGGUUUGCGAAAAAUAAGUUAUUGCUCUCUAAGGGGUGGUCAAGAAGGUGCUGGUGGUGGCAAUAGCGGUAGUACCGGAGAGAGGGGGGGGAGGUCCGAGAUGGUGCUCGGAGGGAGGAGGAGGAAAGAGAUAAGUGAUCUAAAGGGGAGAGGAUAGGACAAAAAGUGAUAAUGAUGAAUACAUUGCAAAGUUUUUUGUCCCUGACGAGGGUGGCAGAUUGAAUGGCCUGUGCGCAUGUGCGAAGGUGUCCAAACUGACAAUGCUUGUGAGAUGAAGAUAGUGUUGUUGCUGCUUCUGGGCUCACGGAGGACGAGAGGAAUCUACAAGCCGACAAGAUGAGAUCCAAGGCUAGGGCAAGAAAACUGGCCAAAACUGACAUUGAGCCAGUUGACAGCAUGCACGAGACAGAGGCCCACCUCCUGGCGGGAGGGGGUGAGAGUGGGGAGGAGGAGACCGAGGAUAGCAUCAUGUCCCCCAUCUCCGUAGGACCCCUGUCCCCGCACCCCAACAACCACCACCACCAUCCCAGCCACCAUCAUCACCACGAGAUCCCCUUCACGCCCAAGGAAGGCUCGCCCUACGAGGUGCCCGUCUACAUUCCCGGCGACAUUCCCGUCCCCAGCGACCUGGAGCUGCGCGAGUCCUCGGUUCCCGGAGCGGGCCUGGGGAUAUGGGCCAAAACCCGGAUCGGGAUGGGAGAGCACUUUGGACCUCACAGCGCACUGCAGGGCGCCACGGUCAAAGACAGCUCCUUCGGAUGGGAGCAGAUGCUGAAUGACCACGAGGUGAUGUCCUCUCCGGAUAGCUGCAUCAAAAAGGUGGUGGAUGAGAUGGGCAACGUCAAGUUCUGUCUGGACGAAGGCUCAGAGCCCGGUGGGACCUGGCUCAAGUAUGUACGCACUGCCAUCUCCUUUGAGGAGCAGAACAUGGCGGCGUGUCACCUCAGCGGAGACCAGAUUGAUUAUAAAGCUAUUAGGGAUAUUGAAGUGGGGGAAGAGCUAUUGGUGUAUAUGAAGGAAGGAAUUUUCCCCGAGGGAUCGAUGGCACCAAACCUAGAAGACGAACAGAUGUACCGCUGCGAGGACUGUGACGAGCUGUUCACCUCAGCCCUGGAGCUGCAGCGGCACCAGAAGUGCUUUUGUUCCAGCGCCGGGUCCUUGUUCGACACUCUCAGCAACGAGGACUUCAAGCAGGACUGUGACGACAGCAACCACGAGUCUGUCCACGAGUGCAAGGACUGCGAGAAGAUCUUCCCCGACGAGUACAGUCUGGGCCAACACAUGAUUGUGCACACAGAGGAGCGAGAGUACAAGUGUGACCAGUGUCCCAAGGCCUUCAACUGGAAGUCCAACCUCAUCCGCCACCAGAUGUCCCACGACAGCGGCAAGCACUUUGAGUGUGAAAACUGCGAUAAGGUACAGCACACCCGGCAUGUGUUCACAGACCCCAGCAACCUGCAGCGCCACAUCCGCUCGCAGCACAUAGGGGCGCGCACUCACACCUGCCCCGAGUGUGGAAAGACCUUCGCCACCUCCUCGGGCCUCAAGCAGCACAAGCACAUUCACAGUAGUGUCAAGCCCUUCAUCUGCGAGGUGUGCCACAAGUCCUACACGCAGUUCUCCAACCUGUGCCGCCACAAGCGCAUGCACGCCGACUGCCGCACCCAGGUCAAGUGCAAAGACUGUGGCCAGAUGUUCAGCACUACUUCCUCCCUCAACAAGCACCGGCGCUUUUGUGAGGGCAAGAACCAUUACGGCCCUGCCGGGGGCCUGUUUGCUCCCGGCAUCCCCAUGAGCAGCCCCAUCCUGGCCAAGUCCAGGUCCCAUCCCCACCACCACCAACCGGGACUCAACCACUCAGGUCUGGCCUUCCCUGACUACUUCCCCUCCCGGCCCCAUCUUCACGCCAGCCUAUCCUUCUCCCCCGGGCCGCAUGGUUUUCCCUCGCUCUCCCAUGGCUUCCCGGGUCUCUUCGUCCCCUCGUUCUACCCCCGACCGCACUUACUGCCCCCCAGCCCAUUUCUGAAGAGCCCCCUGGGCAAGAACAGUAACAACGGUGGGAGCCAGGAGGGCAAGCUGCCUCACAGCCCCCUGGACGGAACUCCACUGUCUCUGAUCAGCUCCAUCAACAACAACAACGGAGGAAAUAGUCUCCUCAGCAGUCAGGAGAGGGAGGACAAAGAGAGGCUGGAGCUGGCGUACAGAGAAGUCAAGGCCAAAGCCAAGAUGUCGGAGGUGUCGGACGGCAGCGACCUGGAGGAAGUCAACACCACCAGCGGCACCGAUCUGGACACCACCACCGGCACCGCUUCGUGUUCAGAGUUAGACAGCGACACUGAGAGUGAGCGGGAACAACGGGAGCGGAUCAGGAGCACAAAGAGAAGGAAGGAGGCAGGUGUUAGAGGGGUGGUGGGGACAGAUAGGGUGGGUCAGGAUGGGCGGCCGGACAACGUGAGCAGCGGCUCAGUGUCGGCGGUGUCCAGCUCGGUCAACCUGGCUUGCGAGCAGCCCUCCUUCCUCUCGGUCGCCUCCCAGCACUCCUUCUUUCCGCAUCCGGACGAGCAGGCGCUGCCCCCCACAGGGGCCACCGCUGCCACCGACUCCAUCAAGGCCAUCGCUUCCAUCGCCGAGAAGUACUUUGGCCCUGCGCUCAUGGGCCUGCAAGAGAAGAAUAUAGGCUCACUGCCCUGCCAUUCCAUGUUCCCUUUCAAGUUCCUACCCAACUUCCCUCACUCCCUCUACCCCUUCAACAAGCAGGCCGGUGCCCUCAACCCCGGCAUGUUCUUCAAGGCUGAGCCCAAGUCGCCUCGUGCGCAACAUCCGCCACCCAACAAGAUGGCUGCCCCUCGCACUGGAGAGCCAUCGCCCUUCGACCUCACCACCAAGCCAAAGAAGGCCAAGUCGAAACUGCCGGCCCCCGCUAAGUCGACCCCAUCCAGCGGUAGCAGCAACACCCCCCUCAUUCUCCCGGGGGAUGAGGAGCAGCCACUGGACCUCAGCAUCGGCAGCCACAGACGGGAUGUGCACAACGGGGUGCUGGCCCCUGAGCAGCCGUCCAGCCACAAGAACCAACGCAAGGAGGAGCACCCCGGCAGCCACCCGCACCAACACACCCAGCACCCCCAGGGCCACCCCCUCCACCAGCCCCUGCUGUCACAGCACCAGCAGCCCCUGGCCCAGCCGCCCCAGCAGCAGCCCUCCCUGCAUUACACCAAGCCCUCGCCCUUCUUCAUGGACCCAAUAUACAGCAGGGUGGAGAAGAGGAAGUUACUGGACCCUGUAGGAGCUUUGAAGGAGAAGUUCCUGAGGGCCAAUUCGCUUCUCUUCCAUCCACAGAUGUCAGCCAUGGAGAGCAUGACGGAGAAGCUGGAGAGCUUUGGCGCUCUCAAACUGGAUGCCCCGCCCAACUUGCUGCAGCACUCGGCCCGCCCACUCUUCAACUUCCGCUCUCCGCCACCCUCCCUCUCCGACUCCAUCCUCCGCAAAGGCAAGGAGCGCUACACCUGCAGGUACUGUGGGAAGAUCUUCCCCAGGUCAGCUAAUCUUACCAGGCACUUACGGACACACACAGGGGAGCAGCCCUACAGGUGUAAAUACUGUGACCGCUCGUUCAGCAUCUCCUCCAACCUCCAGCGGCACGUACGCAACAUCCACAACAAGGAGAAGCCCUUCAGGUGUCACCUGUGCAACCGCUGUUUCGGCCAGCAGACCAACUUGGACCGCCACCUGAAGAAGCACGAGCAGGAGAACCUGCCCGUGAGUGAACACUCUGGGAUCCUCUCCAACCUAGGAAACAACGUUUCCUCUCCCAACUCCGAGCCAGAUCACCUUUUAGAUGAGAAAGAGGACUCUUACUUCUCGGAAAUCCGCAACUUCAUUUCCAACAGCGAGAUGAACCAGGCAUCCAGCUCCACAGACAAGAGGUCAGAACUUGCGGAGGAGGAGCGUCUGUCGAGCCACGGCCUGUCCAGCUCCCGGGGGCUAGAGGAGGAGGAGGGAGUCGAUGAAGAGGAGGUAGAAGGCAGCCUGACGGAGAAAUCUCAGUACGAAGCGCCCRAAUCCCCCUCCCCGGUCAGCAUGGUCACACCGGGGGCGUACGAAGACGAAGAGGAGGAGGAAGCGGAGGAAGAGGAGGAAGCCACACCGUUGGCUAUAAGCUACGAACACACCCGCAGGUGUAUAGAGGAGGACGGUGGGCUGUUAGACCUGGAGGCCCUACCCAGCUUCCCCAACGGUCUGGACCUGCAUAAGGCCAACAGCGGCGAGGAGCCCCCCUUUGAUGUUAAAGUCAUUUUUAACACCGCCUCACUCGAGUCAGAAGCCCUGAAAGAGACUCUGUACAGACAUGCUAAAACUCAGGCUUAUGCAAUGAUGCUGUCUCUGUCGGAGAACAGCCCUUUGCACGCGUCCUCCCAGAACUCACUGGAUGCCUGGCUGAGCAUGGGAAGGGGCCCGUCUGAGACGAGCAGCUUUUACCCACUCUGCCACAUCUAAGAGAGUUAGGAGGAGGGAUGAAGCCUACUGCGGAGGAGAACUCAACAUCACAUGGCCUGA